This is a messenger RNA of Medioppia subpectinata, 2115 nucleotides long. The record is from the annotation of a GenBank genome assembly. NCBI's taxonomy places the organism in Eukaryota, Metazoa, Arthropoda, Arachnida, Sarcoptiformes, Oppiidae.
AUGUUGUCUUUCUAUACGCGGCUCUUAUGGAUCUGUUUGGUGGUCAUGAGUGGCGCGACGGGUCAGAAGAGCUCAGCGUCGCCGGCGGCCGCUGGCGGUGGUGUGACAGAGGACUCGGGGCCAGGGAUCGCUCGGGCGGCACCGCGAGCCGGCUCGAAGGUCGACGUUUGCGGUCUCGCACAGAAAUCAUUGGAAAACAUUUCGCGUGUCUUUACUUUCGAUGACUACAUCUUCGCGGGAAACGGCUCUGUAUUUUAUCUCAUGAAAACUGGUGACCCCAAGACAUGGCAGUACUUUUGGUCAUGGGACUUGAGCAGUAACACUUCCCUCCUUGGUCAAGUCGCGGACACAUUCACCGACAUCACGGGCUCGCUGUACUUCGGUCGGCCCAACUCGUGCCCCAGUUCUGCGGGAAAUGACUGCAGUUUUAUGGACAAAGCGAACUAUAAGGGUCUGUUGGUCUUCCAGAACAACCCUGAGAAAGCCACGCCCGCCACUUACGCCUACCAGACCUAUAUUCUCUACCAUCCCAUUAUCGACAAUCCCAAUUUUGUUGGGAACACUACUAAUCCGUUUUCGGCAUUCAAAGAUGACAACCAAAUGCCGUUUGGAUUGCCCGCCGCCGCUCCCAUUACGACCACCAGUAAGUUCUUUCCGAGUGGUGCCGAAUACAAGUAUUUGGGCGCCGCGUACGACCCGACCCAACAGGUGGUCUUCGUGUUGACUUAUCACGACAUUUUGAGUAAUAGUCUGAUCAAGACUUUGGUUAGUUGGGUGCCGUGGAUCGGCAAACACUUCAGUCAGACACUCAUUCACUUUUGGAAACUCGACGGCAAAGGCGACGCUCACUACCAGUCGGCGAACGCCGCCCGCGGCUAUACAGCGCUGGUAUCCAAAAGUGGCAAUUUGUUUGCUCUCGAGUUGGGAAAGUGGUAUUUGUUGGAUAUCUUUGAACAGAAGGAUCCGAUACCCGAAAAGGGAACGUACGAAAUGAGUGAGUUUCUCAACUGCAACUCAACCACCAAACCCUCGCCUUUUAACUCAGAUAAGCCUAUUCUGCCCGUCAAACCCGUCCCCACGCCAUCGGCCGGCGCUCACGCUAGCAAUGCGAGCGGCAAUAGCAGCGAAACAGUGGCCCCUCUCUCCCCAGACGUCACGUCUCCCGCACCGUCUGAAUCGUCAACCGCUCCGUCCAAAGAGGAGAAAUCGUCGCCAAUGCUAAUCAUUUUGAUUAUAGUGAUAGUGAUUGUGAUAAUCAUUGUUAUCAUUUGUUGCCUCUUCUGCUGUAUGAAAGGAAAGGGAAAGGAAGACGAGAAGGACAAAGAGGCCAAACCGGGUUCACCGAAGGCCGGCUCCAAAGUGGGAUCAAAAGUCGGCUCAACGACCGGAGGAGCGAAAGCGGCGUCGACUACGGGAGCGGCUGGUGGUGCGGGCGCUGGCGGUGGCAGUAAAGCCGCCAUCGGUGGUGUCAGCGCUCAGACCACCGAUCAGUCAUCGGUUCCGUCAGUCGUUUCGACCAUCAGUUCCGACUCUUCUUCUGUUAGCAGUUCGGCCUCUCUUUUAGUUAACACUUCGGCCUCUCCUUCAUCUUCUUCUGGCGGCAAACCCUUUGAUUUCUGCAAUUCAUUGGACACGACAGUCGUCUCGCAGAUCACCAACGCUUUCACUGCGGGAAGUAUCAUGUAUUUCGGCAAUAGUACCACGUUUUAUACGGCUCUGAUGGUGGACCCGGACUGGAAAUACUUUGCCCCUCAACCCAUCCAUAACCUCUUUCCUGAUUCGACCCAAUUCUCGGACUUUAUAACCGGAGUAUAUUUCGGUUCAGCCAAAGAGUGCAACCGAUUGCAGACCGACUGCAGUGUUAUGAACAAAGCUUUUGAAAAAUUUAUUGUCUUCGGCACUAUUGGGUCGAGCGGUGGCGGCGGACAACUUGGCUACAAGACCUACGCUAUCGAUUUGGCCUUAACCACAGGCUUCGGCUCUAAGCAUUUGAAGACCGUUAGCGACCCGAAGGCCAUGCCCUGGGGUUUGGCGCCCAACUCUACUCUCGACCAAACCAGCAAAUUCUGGCCCCAAAACAUUGAUUAUAGUUUUAAGUGUUUCGCGUACGAUAUG